AUGCUUCAAAGCGCAUCUUGUAGCAAAAGGAUACACCUAAGAGUGGGCCUUGAUUAUGAUGAAAUAUUUAGCUUAAUAGUGGAACCUACUACAAUUCGCUUAGUUCUAUCUCUUGUUGUCUCUUUCGAUUGGGAGCUUCAUCAAUUGGAUGUGAAUAAUACCUUUCUUAAUGGCAUCAUCCAUGAGGAAGUUUGCAUGAAGCAACCUACAGGUUUUGUGGACCUACCUCAUCCUGAUUAUGUUUGUAAGCUGAGUCACUCCUCUAUGGGCUUAAGCAGGCCCCACGGGCCUAGUUUACAUGCCUCUGUGACCACUUACUCUCCAUGGGAUUUUCUGAGUCCAAAGCUGACACCUCUCUUCUUUUUGCGGCGUGGUGCUAAUCUUGUUCUCUUACUAGUUUAUGUUGAUGACAUCUUGUUGACUAGGCCCAAUCCCACUCUUAUUAUUACCCUUGUCUCUCAACUCUCCACACAGUUUGCUCUUAAAGAUUUGGAUGCUGCUCAUUAUUUUCUUGGCCUUGAACUCCACCGUUGCAAAGAAGGCAUUCAUGUUAAUCAACACAAGUAUAUACAUGAUUUGCUUCAUCAAACUUCUCUACAUGAGGCCAAACCUAUUGCUACACCCAUGGCUGCCUCCACUAAGCUAGAUGCUACCUCUGGUGAGGUCUUGACUGAUCCAACACAGUUUCGUAGUGUUGUUGGGGCGUUGCAGUACGUUACCCUCACCCGUACUAAUAUAUCCUUUUCAGUGAACAAGAUAUGUCAAUUCCUUAAGAAUCCUACUUUUGAACAUUGGAUUGCUGCCAAAUGCAUCCUUCGUUACCUAAAAGGCACAAUUUCCCACAGUCUAUCCUUCCAGCCCACCUCUCACUCAUUGGUGGCAUUUUCAGAUGCUGAUUGGGCAAACUGCCUUGUGGAUUGGCAUUCGCAUAGUGGAGUAUGUAUGUUCCUUGUAGCUAUGUAUUGA
Molecule: messenger RNA, 966 nt
Organism: Nelumbo nucifera (sacred lotus)
Lineage: Eukaryota; Viridiplantae; Streptophyta; Magnoliopsida; Proteales; Nelumbonaceae
Source: RefSeq, a predicted model, not a curated record